This is a messenger RNA of Tuber melanosporum (Perigord truffle), 2787 nucleotides long. RefSeq lists its product as uncharacterized. Gene Ontology annotation, molecular function: DNA-binding transcription factor activity; DNA binding. The record is from RefSeq and is a predicted model, not a curated record. Gene Ontology annotation, cellular component: nuclear chromosome. Bases 1 to 2073 code for a protein of 690 amino acids. The transcript is spliced from 3 exons. Gene Ontology annotation, biological process: positive regulation of transcription by RNA polymerase II; meiotic cell cycle. NCBI's taxonomy places the organism in Eukaryota, Fungi, Ascomycota, Pezizomycetes, Pezizales, Tuberaceae.
AUGUCACCCAAACCCGAACCUCUCGACACUUCGAGCUCGGCCGUGCAACGAGAACAUCAUCCUAUCUCACACUCGUCGAUUCAGUCGCUUCCCAUUCCCGCUGCCAGUAAUAGUCGGUUUGGUGCAUCUCUGCCCGCACUGCAGGAUCCACGAUACUCAGCUACCAGCAGUUCUGGUUACGAAUCUUCCAGUCCCACAUCGGCUGCUUCUUCAAUCGCCUACUCGCCAUUCACAAGCGUCUUCCAGCCCACCUCCUAUCCCACGAGUGCCUCGUCUACCACCUUUCCAUCUUACUCCAUGAGUUCUGAACCACGACCAAGAAUCCCUUCAAUACAUAGUCCUACUUCUGGUAUGGGUCCGCACCACCGCUCCUCCUCGGGCAGCACAAAGUCUGUCUCACCCUCACUUGGUUCGUCCGCGAGAGCAAACUAUGCUACAUCCACGCCCCAUCUUUCACAUCAUCUUCCUUCUCGGGGACCUCAGUCAGAAUCUUUGCCAUCACCUCAUUCUCCACUGACACCAGCUAGCCGUGCUCUGGACUCUCCUACGAUCACUGUUUCCCCUACCGCUGGUAGCAACCUCGCCUCGCCAUUACCAGGGCAACAUGACCCUACUUCCAAUGGUCUAGGCGUCAACUCUGCCGGCCCUCCCCUAGGGGAGACUCAACUCAUUCAUUCACUUACUUCAGCUGAUGGGCACCUCGUCCGGCCAGAGAUUCACGCUCGUGUGGACAAGGGUUUCUUCUUGUCUGAGCGGGAUUGGACAUGCUACCGACGCAAUUACUUUUCAGUGAUUUGCUCCUAUAGCCUACAACCCACCACUUAUUCGCUGCCACUGUAUCUGAGGAGGACCGCGGGGGGACCGACGGAACACGUUCUCGCUUUCGCCAUGUGUAUCUCCGCAGUGGUUGACGCACCGGGUGGAAAGGUUGUUGAUCUUGUCCAGCACACUCCCAAACGAGACAAGGGGCCGCAGCACAAGCCAAACAGGAUAAAGCUUAGCCCCCAACCGACCGGGGGGAUGGCGUUUGCCGCCUCGAGUUCGAGUCCUGUGCUUCAGCAACAGGUACACUCGCCCCAGGCGGGAUCUUUAGACCGCGAGUACAGCUUCCCUCAACAGACUCAGCAACAGCAACACAUUGCCGUUUUCGACAGGAUCCAAUUUAAGUCGGCAACAGCCAAUAACGGUAAGCGACGGGCCGCCCAACAGUAUUACCAUUUAAUUGUCGAGCUUUUUGCCGAUGUCGGUAGCCCGUCUUCCUCGGCGGCUAGCGUUUCUGGACACCCUUCAAAUCCGCAGGGUUCCGAUGGAGGUUGGGUCAAGAUUGCGUACAGGAUUUCAGCCCCCAUGGUGGUACGCGGGAGAAGCCCUGGGCACUACGCGGAUGAACGAAGAACAAGCGCUUCCAGUCCUGGUGCGGGAGGGGGCUCCGGGAAUGGAAACGGUACCCAUCCCUCGCCCACUUCUGGCGGAUCCGGUUUUAUGAGUCCGGACGGAGUAACACCCGCGUCUGGUCUUGGAGGCUCAAGUUCCUCUAUGGGAAUGACGGGCCUGCAGCUGCAUACCACCGGCAUAUCAUCCAUGCACUCAUCCCCUGCGACAUCUUCCAUACACAACCCUUCCGUGUCUAGCGCAUCUUCUUCGUCACACCUAGAGCCUCCCAUUGACCCAAUCCUAGAUGCAGAGACGGCCUCACAACUUAAUUCUAAUUUUGUCGGAUAUCAAUAUUUCCCCUCAACCAUCUAUGAGUCCACCACCCAACCGCCUCCACAGAAUCUUGAGAACAAUUACGAAACUCACUCGUAUAGUAAUGAUCGAAAGAGUGAACAUCCUUUGGAAACAAACUGUCAACAGUUUGAUUCUGACGUAUCCUCUUACAUUCCCGCGAGCAUUUCAAGUAAUGAUUCUUUGAGAAAGACAGUGAAGGAAGAGUACAGUGCAAACUGGCUGGGGGGCGGCGCCUCGGUUGGGAGGGAGCAGAGGUUCAACCACACGAGCCUUUAUCCGAAAUGCGGGCGAUUUGAACCAGCAGAAACCUCACGCGGUUACUACCCGGAUCUCUCGGCCCUCUGAAGGAAGUGAGGAAAAUAAAAAUAAAAGAUUAGGAUUCCAUCGUUGGCCACGUGCAAGAUGGAUCGCAGCUCAAGUUAUUGCAUACGACAGCUAAGCUCCUGUAAUUUUUAAACUAAUCGCCUUUUUUCUUCAUUCAUAUGCUUUUCCGGCAUCUGCGUGAGCUUUGAUUGUGGGGAUUUUCGUUUCCCUUUCUCUUCUUUCUUUUGUGGUAUGUAACAUCACCUUGGGAUUUAUAGCAGGCAUUUCUUGAUCUUACGGAUAUUGGGGAAGCGGGGAUAUCCUUUCACUUUUAUUUUUAUUUGGCUCUUGUUUCAUUUUCUCCUUUUGGAUUUUUCUUUAUUUCUUCUCUUUUCUUCACUUUCCUCUACUAUUUUGUUCCUAGUACAUUUUUCUGCGUCUUUCUGGAGCCAGGCAUUGAUGACGUUCACGCCCUCCACCUGGUGCACUAGGCACCAAGGUGGUAUAACAGGAAACGCGUGUAACGAUUAAUGAUGACAGGUAAAAGCCGACAGGGCAGGGCAAAGAGAGAAAAUGGGUAGAACAGCAUUAGGGUUUCCUUUUUUCAUUAUAUUUUUAUUCCUAUUUCCUUUUUUUCCCUUUUUCCUGUCUUUUGUUUGUAAGAGAUUUCUCUGGGUGUUUUGGAUGCGGCGAAGGACUGGGAAUUUUUCUUGAAGGAAAUACCAAACGCUGAAAGAUUGCAAAAAAAAAAAAAAA